This is a messenger RNA of Nematostella vectensis (starlet sea anemone), 1507 nucleotides long. RefSeq lists its product as uncharacterized. The coding region runs from base 629 to 1081 and encodes 150 amino acids. The record is from RefSeq and is a predicted model, not a curated record. Lineage: Eukaryota; Metazoa; Cnidaria; Anthozoa; Actiniaria; Edwardsiidae. The transcript is spliced from 3 exons.
UCUUUCAUUAGUUCUAAAUUUCAUCAUAUUCGUUGGACUUAGAAAAUAUUUUCCGUAGUUUAGAAGUUAAUUUAGUUUCUAAACAUAAUAUUUUUUGGCUAAUAUCAGGAACGUUUUAUGAAACGCAUAUAAAUAGCUUUAAGAAUAUUCGGUUUCUUGUUUAACCAAGUGAUUUGUAUUUUAGCAGAAAGAAAAAGCGGUGAAAAAUUGAUAUUCGCAUUAUUUUAGGAUUACUUUGCCUUUAACAGUAAUAAUAACAGCUUCACCGGCGGAGAGGAAGUCAGUCAUAUGCGAGAGGAAGUGACGCGCAAGCGUAUCUAUUGUUUUCCCUUCACGUGACUACCACGGCGGGCUAUUCGCAUAGCGUGUUUAGAAGUGUGACUUUGGUUCAUCUAACUUCUCUCUAAAUCCACGCCAAAAGAUUCGCUAUUUCUUUCAAUGACAUCAAAUCGAAUGGCGAAGCCUACCAAUGAAAACAUGUUGACCACAUAACCUUCAAGUUUGGAGGGAAAACAGAGCUUUAAAUGCGGGAAAUCAGCGACUGCGUGCGUGAGGUGAGAAUUCAACAGUGAAGACAGAACUCGCUGAAAUUCUCGCCGAAAGGGAGCCUCAGAGACUUUCAGCUGCAAUGCAUGUCCAUUUCAGAACUAAAAAGAGGGAGCAUGUCACAAAAGCAAAUGACAGUUAUGAUGCCACCUUAAACAGGCAGAGAAAGCGCAGCCGGCUUAACACAAAAACAACGCUACGAAAAAAGACCUUGAGGGAAAGCUCCAGCAUCAACGAGGAGAGAAAAGGGAAAUACUUUGAAAUCAUGUCUGUGGGCUAUAUGUCCUCGGAGCACACAGGGUCUGAUGGAGAAAAUGAGGGGUCUGACGAGGAAGCACCUAAACUGCUUUACAAGCAUAAGCUUCCAUGGAGGAGUGAGGAGGCCGAUUCAUUGAUGGCCUACUUAGAAAAAAAAGUUAGAAAGGGCAGGGGCCAGAGAAGCACAAACAUGAUGUUCAGGAGGAAAGAUGGUGCUAAUUCGAAAAGAACUGCACCAAUUGAUGCUCCCGAUUGGGCUGUGAAGCAUCAGCUUUAGGUUGUCUACAUGCAAGCUAUUCUUUUCGAAUUAGCACCAUCUUCUCUAUUUUGCUAUGAAUGAUGGACUUGUGCGUUGGCACAAAAAAUGUUAUUGUUGAAGCAUAUAGUGAUCGACUUUGAUUUACAAAUUCACAACGAUUUUUAUUACAACAAGUUCAUGAGUAUUCAGAUUUAUUAUUGAACUAUUUUCCUCGAAAAACAGUAGAUGAGGCUACAAUUUAUUAUAUAAAGGAGAUGUGAUUUAUUUAAAAUAUUGAAAGAAUAAUAUUCAAAGAAUUAUUACUUUGACCAAGAGCUGAUAAAAUAAUGUUUAUAGUAAUUUAUUUAUUUUGAAAUAUACACUUAUUGGACCAAACCAAAUGUAUAAAUACCGAUUAUGUUUUACUGAUUACAGAAAAUACAUGAAAUAAAGGAUUUCAGUAGA